Molecule: messenger RNA, 1055 nt
Organism: Mya arenaria
Lineage: Eukaryota; Metazoa; Mollusca; Bivalvia; Myida; Myidae
Exons: 3
Coding region: 177-506 (109 amino acids)
Source: RefSeq, a predicted model, not a curated record
UUAAGCAUACAAGAAUAAGAGUAUUACUAGUAGAAGAUCAAUUUCCGAUAUUGCGAUAUGUUAUACAAGAAAAGGUGACAGAAGUUACCUUCAUUAAGUUUUAAUUGAGCAGUAAUUUUGUAAUUGUUUUUUUAAAGUUGCUUACGGAAUACAUCGUUUACUUUUAAUUUGAAAUAAUGUGCAGGUGGGGAUGUACGACAACUAAUACGACCUAUAUGUGUAAAUGGUGCGGUACUCGGUAUUGCCGGGAAUGUCUGAGAGGGGAUUUCCUGGGAUUGAUGCCUGAGCCCACACACUGUCGAAUAUGCAAUCAGAAAAGAUGUCAGGGAAACAGAAUAGAAUAUGUUCCGAGAUCAAAGGACGAAGUUGAUCCGAAGACCCAAAAGUCCAAGAGUGCUGCAGGCAUGCGCACAAGAAGCGCUGCAGCUUCCGCUAAAUCCUCGAGAUCGGUGAAAAGUGCACGAGGAAAGUCGGGAAAGAAAUCUGGCAAGAAGAAGAAAAAGUGAAAAAAUAAGAUUAAUAUGACAAACGAUCAAUGUGAUUGUUUUAAGUAAAACUAUAUGUCUGUGUGCGUGUGUGUACGUUGUAGUUACUUAGCCUGAAAUGUUCGGUAGCGAUGCCUUUAAAUAGGCCAAAUACCAUAAACACUGUUAAUAACACUAAUUUGAAAACAUACUGAUUUGAAUUAAAUGUUAAUAGUGAUAGUUUAGUUCAGCUGCAUACACUGCAAACGGAGAGUCAAAUCGCAAACGCCUACGGUCGUUCACGUUAACAUACUGUUUAGCUUUGUAUUCCUGCUGCAUCGCAGCGCAUACACUGUUAUUAAGCGCACAUUACAACUGUUAUACGUAAAUAUUUUUCUGCAAAUCGCAGUACAAUUUACGAUCGCAAUGGUAUUGUUUAAUAUCUUCUCAAUUAUUAUGAUUAUUAUUAUUAUUAUUAUUAUUAGUAGUAGUAGUAGUAGUAGUAGUAGUAGUAGUUGUAGUAUUUGUCAGUAUAUAGACGUUUAACGUGUUUAAAUAUGCUAGUUAGUUCAUUAUAAACAAUAACGUGGA